Molecule: messenger RNA, 2744 nt
Organism: Cyclopterus lumpus (lumpfish)
Lineage: Eukaryota; Metazoa; Chordata; Actinopteri; Perciformes; Cyclopteridae
Gene: septin7b
Product: septin 7b
Exons: 15
Coding region: 237-1526 (429 amino acids)
Biological process (GO): cytoskeleton-dependent cytokinesis; cilium assembly
Cellular component (GO): septin complex; septin ring; microtubule cytoskeleton
Molecular function (GO): GTPase activity; molecular adaptor activity; GTP binding
Source: RefSeq, a predicted model, not a curated record
CGCGAGAACUCAUCAAGCCCAAUACGAGGAAAAUAUAAGUUCUCGCGACGCCGCAGCGUUCCUCCCUUUGUGAUUCACGUAGACUUUACGUCAGCCUCGAGGCGUAAGCACGUCGGGGCACGCGAGCCCCUGCGCGCCUCACACUGCGUAGCUCGGGCGCAAAAAAAUCGGCGAGAAGGGGAAUGUCGGCUCGUGAAUGAUCGGUCUUUUUUGAGGCGGCAGGGAGCGACAACGUUAUGGCAGUACAAACGCAGCAAAAGAACCUGGAAGGAUAUGUUGGCUUUGCAAGCCUCCCCAACCAAGUGUACAGGAAGUCCGUCAAGAGGGGCUUCGAGUUCACCCUGAUGGUCGUGGGUGAGUCGGGGUUGGGCAAGUCCACCUUGAUCAACUCUCUGUUCCUAACAGACCUGUAUUCAGCAGAGUAUCCUGGACCUUCACAUCGAAUAAAAAAGACUGUCCAGGUGGAGCAGUCCAAAGUUUUAAUAAAGGAAGGUGGCGUCCAGCUGCUGCUCACGAUAGUUGACACCCCGGGGUUCGGAGAUGCCGUCGACAACAGCAACUGCUGGCAGCCGAUCAUCGACCACAUAGACAGCAAAUUUGAAGACUACCUGAACUCGGAAUCCCGGGUAAACAGACGACAGAUGCCCGACAGCCGAAUUCAUUGUUGCCUGUACUUCAUUGCCCCCUCGGGACACGGACUAAAGCCCUUGGACAUCGAGUUCAUGAAGCGGUUGCAUGAGAAGGUCAAUGUCAUCCCUCUGAUUGCCAAAGCAGACACCCUCACCCCGGAGGAAUGCCACCAGUUCAAGAAGCAGAUCAUGUGUGAAAUCCAAGAGCACAAGAUCAAGAUCUACGAGUUCCCGGAGACGGACGACGAAGAAGAGAACCGGCUGGUGAAGAAGAUAAAGGACAAGUUGCCGCUGGCCGUCGUAGGAAGCAACACCAUCAUCGAGGUGAACAGCAAAAGAGUCCGAGGGAGACAAUACCCCUGGGGGGUCGCAGAAGUUGAAAACGGUGACCACUGCGACUUCACCAUCCUCAGAGAUAUGCUCAUCAGAACGCACAUGCAGGACCUCAAGGACAUGACAAACAACGUCCACUACGAAAACUACCGCAGCAGGAAGCUGGCGGCCGUCACCUACAACGGAGUGGACAACAACAGGGCCAAAGGUCAACUGUCCACCAAACCUGACACAGUUGAAGGAAUGAGUCCCCUGGCCCAGAUGGAGGAGGAAAGGCGAGAGCAUGUGACUAAGAUGAAGAAGAUGGAGAUGGAGAUGGAGCAGGUGUUCGAGAUGAAAGUCAAGGAAAAAGUGCAGAAGCUCAAAGACUCUGAAGCAGAGCUUCAGCGGCGCCACGAACAGAUGAAGAAGAACUUGGAGGCGCAGCACCGAGAGCUGGAGGAGAAAAGGCGCGUGUUCGAGGACGAGAGGGCGAACUGGGAGGCCCAGCAGCGCAUGGAGCAGCAGAAGAUGGAGGCCUCCAGGACUCUGGAGAAAAACAAAAAGAAAGGCAAGAUCUUUUAGGAGACAGUCGGCAGGACGACGACCCCAACUCCAGUUAUUUUUUUCGUUUGCCAACGUUGCCGAUUCAGGACACCCGUGUGUGGCACUGACAUCACCCACCUCCUCCUCCUCUUUUUUCUCUCUCCUUCCUUCCCUUUCUCUCCUCCCACCCCUUAUUGUGUCCCGUUCCUGCUCCCGUCUGCCAGCACAGCUGUGCUCCUGCUCCCAGCCACUAGAGGGGGGUGUUGCGGGUAUGCGAGGAGGUGGAGGGCGUCUGAAUGUCCGGUCAGAACCGCCACCACAGAGCCCCCCUGCCCCCCCACCGCUGCCUCGGGACUCAACAUCAAAGUAUAAAAGAAUAACCCCAUUUCAGAACGGCCACACCCAUAUUAUUAUUAUUUUAAUUAUUAUUAUUGAUGUUAUUAUUGUUGUUGUUGCCCCUACCUGCUGCUCUCUCUCUCUUUUUUUUCUUUGCUUUUAAAUGACUGUGUACAGUUUUAUGGAGAGCACAAACUAAAAAAAAAAAAAAAAAAACUGUUGUACAAUCGAGUUCUGGUGAAUUUUAUUUGUUUACAUGGAAAAAAAGAAAGUAACGGUAUAUGAACAUUAACAUGAUCUUCCUUCGUGUAUUAAAGUAAGAAGAGGACAAGGCAUUAACUCAUCUUUUUGUUUGGUUUCGAGGGUAAACUUUGAACCCUCCUUCCGUCAGAGCGACAGAAAUGAGACAACAAGAAAACCUGAAAGCAAGAAAAACAAUAAAAUGCACCUUGGGCCUUUUUUAUAGAAUAAAAAAAACCCACGGCUAAAGUUUUUUUUUUUUCUCCUCCUGAAAUGUAAUGCUUUCCUUUCCCCUCUGUGUUUAGUUAUUUCCCACUAGCCUUGGACCACCAUUUAUAUCGUCUUAAGUGUUAUAUUUCACUUUAGUUUAUUUUUAUAUAUAUAUACCGAGCCAGCUGGAGUAAUAAACUUCUUUUUGUAUGUUUAGGAAAAAUAAAUCCUUAAGAGACUUGAGAGCGGUGUCCGCUGUUUAACAGAAACUCCACGUUCACGUUUUAACGGCGAUCCAUCAAUGCUUUUUGAAAAAAUAAACGUUAUCUCAAUCGCUCUGCGGUAUCGAUCUGUGGAAAAUGAAGAGUCGACGCCGCAGUUUGCUUUGGCUAUGUACUCCAUCUCUGUAUUUUUCAUUUUAUUUUUCAUUUGCAUUGUACAAAGUCACUUAAUAAACCUGUGAUGAUACUG